This is a messenger RNA of Caenorhabditis elegans, 1808 nucleotides long. It is a transcript of the gene cir-1, whose product is annotated as CBF1-interacting co-repressor CIR N-terminal domain-containing protein. NCBI's taxonomy places the organism in Eukaryota, Metazoa, Nematoda, Chromadorea, Rhabditida, Rhabditidae. The transcript is spliced from 4 exons. The record is from RefSeq and is marked reviewed. The coding region runs from base 38 to 1720 and encodes 560 amino acids. Gene Ontology annotation, molecular function: transcription corepressor activity.
AAUUUUUCAGUGAGAAUCAAAACAAAAGCGUUGCAAAAUGGGGAAGGGUUUUCAAAACUUCAUGUCCAAAAAGGACUUCCAUCCAUCCGCUUUUCGGAAUCUCAAAAUGGUCUGGGAAGCACGACAGAAGAAGUCUUUGGAGGACAAACGACAAGAAGAACUUCGAGUUGCUUAUGAGAAAGAGCAAGAAAUUUUGAAUAACAAAGCUCUUCUUGGAGACGAAAAGGCCAAAAUGGGAUUAUCGUUCAUGUAUGAUGCUCCAGCUGGAAUGACAAAGAGAGAAGAACCGAAAGAAGAGCCGAAAUUCGAAUGGCAACGGAAAUAUCAAGCACCACGUGAAGAUUGGGCUAAAGGAAAUGAAGAGAUCCAAGAUCAACCAUUCGGAAUUCAAGUUAGAAAUGUUCGAUGCUGUAAAUGCCACAAAUGGGGUCAUAUAAAUACGGAUCGAGAAUGUCCAUUGUUCGGAAAAUCUGGAAAUUUUGAAGAUGAAGGAUAUGCAAAUAAUCCAUCAGACCUAAUCAAAGAUCUUCGUCGGAGACGACAGGAAGGCAAAGCAGGACCUUCAACAUCGAAAUCGUCUGCUGCUGCGGCGACAGGAGAAGAUGACGAUGAGGAUGAGUGGAUGGAUCAUCAGCAACUUGCGAGUGAUAUGCGUGAAGAACAUGGAAUCAAACUCAAAAGUUCUGUUUUGGCUGGAAUGCAGACAGAUCAACAGCUAACAAGAAUGAAAAAAGAAAUGACCGAAGAAGAAAUGAUGCUGGAGUUUUUCAAUUCGAUGACUGAAAAGGAAAAAAAGAAAUUGCAUAAGAAGCUGAUGAGCGGUGCAGAUUUGGAAGAUGUAAUGAAGAAGAAGAGUAAAAAAGAGAAGAAGAAGGAAAAGAAAGAGAAACGGAAGAAUAAAGACAAGAAGAAAGAUAAGAAGAAAAAUAAGAAGAGCAAAUCUCGUGAAACUGAUGACGAUUCUGAUGGCAGCGAUAGUGAGGAUGAUUGGAAAGAAAAAUCAUCGAAAAGGAUCAAAAGAGAAGUGGAAAGUUCUCCGGAAUACAGAUCGAAGUAUAUCAAGCAGGAAGUUUUAUCAGAAGACGAGAAUUCCCAUGGAAGAAAGGAUUCGAGCCGAAAAAGAGCGCAUAAUGAUUCAGAAUCGUCAAACGAAGUAAGAUCGUCAGAGAGGAAGAGAUCUCGAAGAGAUGAUUCUCCGAACGCCAAAAGAAGUAUCGGGUUGAAAUCGCCGGAGAGGAGAAGCUCACGAGAUCGGAAAUCUUCACCCAAACAACGUCAGGAUUCACCAGUGAGAAGACGGCGAAGUCCAUCGUCGAUUCGGAAGGAAAGUCAGCGUGUUCGUAAACAUUCACCAGAACAAAAAAGAAAUGGCCGUCAUGAUUCACGAUCAGUGUCCCCUGUUAGAAGACGUCGUUCUCCGUCUCCUGACAAUCGUCAGCUGGGUUCGAGAAAACAAUACUCGCCACUGCGACGUCGCCAAUCAUCUCCGAUGGUUGCAUCACCAAGAAGACGUAGAUCUCCAUCACCAGAACGACAGCGCAAGAGACGUUCACCAUCCGAUUCCCCGCCAACAAGGCGUCUUUCUACGUCACCGAUCCGACGUCGUAGAAGUCCAUCGCCCAACAAGUUGCCUGUGAGAAGGCGUCGUCAUGAUUCCGGAUCGCCUGAUCGUGAUGGAUCUGAAUCACCGAAAAUGUGGAGAAAGAAGUCGCAUAAAUGAACGCUAUUCAAAUCAAUUUUUAAAAUUAUUAAAUGUGGUUUUCUUUUAAAUUUUUUCCGUCAUGUCUAAUAAAGUAUUUUCACACAUU